Molecule: messenger RNA, 1041 nt
Organism: Cajanus cajan (pigeon pea)
Lineage: Eukaryota; Viridiplantae; Streptophyta; Magnoliopsida; Fabales; Fabaceae
Source: RefSeq, a predicted model, not a curated record
AUGGCGUUUGGUUUCAGAGUGUUUUCCGCGUCACUUCUCGCAAUCGCCUUUCUCCUCCUUUUCGAGGAGUGGGCCUCAACUCCCUCUUGCACCACUGCCAAUCCCCUGCAUCGCCACCCACACCAGCACACCAACAACCUCAACGUCAUGAUCGUCGCCGAUCUUCUCCUCCCCGCUUCCGAUUCCUCUCUCCUCAACCACCUCUUCCGUCACUACUACAUGUCCAAAUUCUUCCGGAAAUCGUUCGAGACUCUGCGGCCCGAUCUUCUUCUGGUGCUGGGCGACGUCUCCGCGCGGGGCUCCGGGCUCACCAGGCCCAAGUGGGUGUCCGUGCUGCGUCAGUUCUACCGCGUGUUGGGCCCCUUCGUUGGGCUUCCCUUCCACGCCGUUCUCGGCGACAGGGACGUCGGCGAGUGCCGCGACCUCGACGCCGAGAGAGUUUCUUGGCUUGCGAGCAAGUUGCCGGGGCUGGACUCCGCCGGCUGCGCCGCGUUUGAGAUGGGCAACGUGAGUUUCGUGACGCUCAAUGCUGUGGCCCUGCUUUGCGGGAAUUGCGGGUUGCGUUUUGAGGUUGAGAGGGUGGUAGAGAGGGAGAGUGUGGAGCUUAGGGUGAAUGGUUCCAAUGAGUUUGGGUCGGGGCCUGUGGUUCUGCUGCACUUCCCUUUGGACCGAACCAGGAAUGAUGACUAUGCUGAUUUUCAGAGAUCUUCCAAGUCUUUGACUCAAGGGUUAAAUGUGCUGCCACAAAACAGGGAGGUUGAUGGGGGUGGCCCGUAUGAUGUACUUCAUACCCUGCCUCUGAAUGCUUCUGAAUACAUUUUACAAGCUCUGAAGCCAAGGCAGAGACUAUUCACCUUAUAUGAGGUUGGACGUGGAUUUUGCCACGUUAGGCGUGAGGUCCCAAGGGGUCUUCACCUUGAUUACACUAGGCACUGUUUGGAUGGCAUUGGGUGUGAGCAAGACAGAGAGCUCCAUGCCUUAAUGGCGUCGGGCACGAGGGUGUAUGAGGAGUAUAAUUCCAUGUAUAUCAUUCUGGGAUGA